CAUGACGCCAUAUUAGGCUACAUGCUACGCUUAGGUCACUGGAACAGAGUUAUUGUACGUGUUUCUGUAAUAAUUCUCUAUUGUAAUAUGAUAUUCUAGUUUGUUAUUUGUGUGAGUGUACUGAUGUUUAUUGUAUCUGGAUUAUUACUGGAAUUGGAAGUCGACUACCGAUUUCAUAGAAAAGUGCAUCAAAAAGUGAUUUCGAGUGAAAUGUAUCACAAUAGUGUUUUUUCUCUUGGUUUCUUAUUCCCGAAGUGUUGAACAUAAGUAAUAAAAUUAUUAGUCAGAUAAUGUGUUACUGUAUUCGUUUGGUGAUAUACAAAUGAAGUGGACAGGAAUUUGAGAUCUUAACUCCUGACGAUCGAAUCUGUACAGGGAGUCACCCUAAAAGAAUUUGUUCAAAUUGUGUUUCUGAAGUUUCAUUAAUAGCGUCUAGCAAAUAAGGAAUAUAUUAAUAAUGAUGUCAGGUACAAAUAGCCUUCCUGGUAAAUGUGGAGGUUGUUGUAGUCUGGUCACUAGUGGGCUAAUUUGUACAGACUGAUGGUACUGUUUCCAUUUAAACUGCAAGCACUAGCCCCAGUAUACCAGACAGGAGCAGGCCAUGGUAUUGUGUCCCAUAUUGGGUGGCACCCAAGGCAUACUACAGAACAACAGGAUCGUUCGACUACUACAAAAAGGGAACCGGGAUAGUGCGGUCAGUAUAGCGACUGGCUACGGAAUGAACGGCCUAGUGGUUGGAGUUCAAGUCCCGAUUCAACCUUCAUCUUAUGACUGGAUUGGCUUAUAUCCCCAUGGAUGGAAGAAUUUGCAUCAGUAUAUUACCUUUGAAUGGGUAAUCACUCGCCCCUGUGAAGUAGCAUUACAAAGAAAUGUUCUCUUCCAAUGUAAAUACCACUCAGAAGAUGUGUGGACUGACAAGAAAUACCAGUUCAUAUACGUUAAUAAGCAGCUUGAGGUAUUGGGGUGCAGUCAAUAUUUCAGGUUUCUAGGAGCAGGCCUAUUUACAGACACAAGGAAUAAUGUUCAUAGUGUUUCGAGUGAAAAGGUGGGGUCAUCAGAAGAACAAAUCUCCAAAAUGAAGGAUCAUAUCCAGGACCUGGAGAAUGACUUGCAGAUGAGUCAGUUGGUUCAGAAGCAACUGGAACUUACAGUUCAUCAUUUAAAAAGAGAGAAGCUGUCUUACAAGAAGUUUGUGAAGGAGUUGAUCUGUGCAUUAUCACAGAAGGGUAAUGCUCGAAUCAUAGAUGGCCAAGGAUCUGAGAUGCUGGUGAAGAAAGUUUCUAGCAAUGAUAAACACCAUCCUCAGGAUGCUGUAAGAACAUCUCGCAAGGAGGGUUUGCUGAAAACUGUAGACAGCUCUCAGGAUCAAACGAUACAGGAACUGCUCAUGCAACUUGACACAGUUUUAGCCAUGAAGAUGGAACUUCCAACCACAUAUCAGAACAACAUAGAAGAAGAGCCUCCAAACCCUGUGGAGCCGAUGAAGCAGGUGGCUCGGUCUCUCUUUGCAGUUACGCCUUGUGAACAAGUUGGCACAAUAGUGGAAGUCCCAGAACCUGAAAGGGGACUGAAUGAUCAGCAAAACAAUAUGGAAGGUGCCUCUGUCAGUGACCCCUGUGAAACUGGUAGUCACUCUCAAAAAUUUUGAGUCACCAUCUCAUGAUGAAACAGAAUCAGUUUGCUCAGUUGGUAACAAAGAACAGAUGCUGGGUAAGCCCACCGAUAAAGGAGCAGAGAAACAAGAGUUUCCCGAUUACUGUGCAGAAUCUAUCAAUGAGAAAACCCACAUAAAUAUUAACAGCAAACCUUUUGAGCUCCUUAGAAGCCAUCUACAUUAGGUAUUGAAACAGAAUCUGUGAAAAUUGAUGGUAUUCAAUAUGUGACUUCUGCUGAUGGACAGAAGUCAUCAUCAGUUGUGAUUUGUAAGCUGUGAUACUUCAGUAUUGUCCUGUUAUACGUAUGGGAUUACACAUGAAAUGUAUGUACCAUUUUAUUGUAACAUUGCUCAUCAACUAAAAUGCAUGGAAUUGAAAACUAAAUGCAUUUGAAUAGGUUAAAUGGUGAAGUUUUUGCAGAUGUUUAAUGAGGGCACUGUGAAUGGUGUGGCAGAUAUCAUAUCUUCAUUCAGUUUCAGGUGACAGACAGUUGAGGGCAACUGUAACCACUGCAGCUUUUAUCCUGCCAGCAACUACCACCAAAGUGGUAGUACAUACAUCAUUCUUCAUGGCGAGUAAGAUCAAGUGAAUUAUGUGGCCGAACAAUAGGUCCAUCCCUGCCAGUCCGUUUCCUGGGAACAUUCAGUUCAUGAAGUUCAUCACUUCUUUGUGGAAUUUUGGAGGUGCCCUGACCUUAUGGAACAAUAUGUCCAUUUGACAAAGACUGAUUGUCUCCUGUGGUGUCUUCCUUUACAGAUGGAGCUGACCUGAUCAAACAGUUUAUACCACGAUUCUGCAUUUCAGCAUCCCAUUGCAAUUGUUCAAAUUAGCGUCCAUUGUCUAUGUAAAGGUGUUGCAAUUUUUACGGAAGAUAAACAAUGGACGCUAGUUUAUACCACAUGUGAGUCAACAUUCCUAUCCAAACACUAUGAAAUCUCCUAUAUACAGACCUACACUCCUGAAACCACAGAUCACAUUUACCUCUUUCUAUUUGAGACUCCGUUUUUACAGGUAUGAAUCCAAUGCUUCUGCUAGAAAGAUGUAACUAAAAUGACAUGAAUUUAAAACGUGGUCAUAUAACCUUCUCAGAUGCAUUUAUUUUUCAUUCAUCUUCCUUUCAGUUCAUUAACAGUGUUACAGUAAAAUGGUAUACAUUUCAUUUGUACAUCAUCUGUUUGUGUUAACAGUUCAAUAUUUGUUUCCUUUUAGAUUCUCAGGGAAGAGGCAUUUUACAGUUUCUGAAAUGUGAAGGUCUACCAUGUUUUUCCAGUAAAUAGGCUGUGGCCCAUUACAAUAAAAUAUUAUUAUUUUAAAAAACUUGGAUAGUUUAGUGUUAGCAUAAGGUACAUUGUACAAGAGAAAAUUCAUUGUGAUUUUAUAUACAACUAGCACUGAGUUUAAGGACAGUUCAUCUUACACAUUACUUGUGUAACUUCUAGUUUUAAUUUUACAGCACCUCUUAAGGUGUAAUAUAUGACAUAAGCUGGCUGCAUAUCUGUAUUUUAUUACUGUUAUAGUGUUAUCUAUUAUUCAUCGUCAAAUAUGUGAAGACAAUUUUGCAAUUUUUUAUAACAUGAAAAAGAGUUCUAUGAUACAAUAAAUACAGGAAUUGAA
Cryptotermes secundus is the source of this 3269-nucleotide messenger RNA. Its product is annotated as calcium-binding and coiled-coil domain-containing protein 2. Bases 602 to 1648 code for a protein of 348 amino acids. The record is from RefSeq and is a predicted model, not a curated record. NCBI's taxonomy places the organism in Eukaryota, Metazoa, Arthropoda, Insecta, Blattodea, Kalotermitidae. The transcript is spliced from 8 exons.